CGGUGAGUGCGGGAGCGCGCAAAGGGGGACGCGCAGCUGAAGCUGGUAGGAAGGAGGGAGCGCGCACGGGAGAGAGAGAAAGAAAGCGGGUAACGGGACCGGAGUCAGAGAGGAGAAUGAUUGAAGAGAGUGGCAAAAGGAGGAGGACGAUGGCGGAGAAGCGGCAGCUCUUCAUGGAAAUGAGGGCGCAGAACUUCGACGUCAUUAGACUUUCGACGUAUCGGACGGCCUGCAAACUCCGAUUUGUGCAGAAACGGUGUAACCUUCACCUGGUUGACAUUUGGAAUAUGAUAGAAGCUUUCCGGGACAACGGCCUUAACACACUGGAUCACAACACAGAGAUAAACGUGUCCCGGCUAGAGACCAUCAUAUCGUCCAUAUACUACCAGCUCAAUAAGCGCCUCCCUUCCACCCAUCAGAUCGGCGUCGACCAGUCCAUCAGCCUUCUGCUCAACUUCAUGAUCGCUGCUUAUGACAGUGAAGGCCACGGGAAGCUCACUGUGUUUUCAGUAAAGGCGAUCUUAGCAACCAUGUGCGGCGGGAAGAUCCUCGAUAAGCUCAGAUAUAUUUUCUCCCAGGUGUCGGACUCCACGGGGCUCAUGGUUUAUACAAAGUUCGACCAGUUCCUCCGAGAGGUGCUCAAGCUUCCCACCACUGUGUUUGAGGGGCCCUCCUUUGGCUACACCGAGCACUCCGCCCGCACCUGUUUCCCCCCACAGAAAAAGAUUGCGCUGAACAUGUUUUUAGACACAAUAAUGGCGGAUCCUCCUCCCCAGUGCCUUGUAUGGUUACCUCUCAUGCACAGACUCGCCCACGUAGAAAAUGUCUUCCAUCCGGUAGAAUGCUCUUUUUGCCGCUCUGAGAGUAUGAUGGGCUUUCGCUAUCGAUGCCAGCAGUGCCACAACUACCAGCUUUGCCAGAAUUGCUUUUGGCGGGGUCACGCCAACGGUCCCCAUAGCAACCAGCAUCAAAUGAAGGAGCAUUCCUCGUGGAAAUCCCCGGCAAAAAAGUUGAGUCACGCAAUCAGCAAAUCCCUCGGCUGCGUCCCGAGCAGGGAGCUGCCCCACCCCGUGUUCCCCGAGCACCCGGAGAAACCGCUCGACCUGGCACAUAUUGUCCCCGCGCGGCCCUUAACCAACAUGAAUGAUGCCCUGGUAACUCACAUAUCAUCCGGUGCUCCCACACCCACAAAAAGGUUGCACAACAGUGCAGACACGGCCAGUCGGGUACCAGACGAGCACGCGCUGAUAGCAGAGUAUGUGGCACGACUCCGCUUCGGCACACGUGUGUUGGACAGUCCCAGCCGACUGGAUGAAGAACAUCGGUUGAUUGCCAGAUACGCCGCCCGGUUAGCAGCAGAAGCUGGGAAUUCACCGCGUCCUCCAACCGAGCUCAGCUUUAACUUUGAUGCAAAUAAGCAACAGCGACAACUCAUCGCCGAGCUGGAGAACAAGAACAGGGAAAUACUGCAAGAGAUCCAGCGCCUGAGGUUAGAGCAUGAGCAGGCCUCGCAGCCAACACCAGAGAAGGCCCAACAGAACCCAACCCUUCUGGCAGAGUUACGGCUUCUGCGGCAACGGAAGGAUGAGCUGGAGCAGAGGAUGUCAGCGCUGCAGGAGAGCCGGCGAGAACUUAUGGUCCAGCUGGAAGGACUCAUGAAGCUGCUGAAGGAGGAGGAACACAAACAGGCAGCACAGGCCACGGGAUCCCCUCACUGUUCCCCAAGUCACGGUUCCAAUCGGCCAAUGCCCAUGCCCGUCAGAUCCACCUCGGCCGGCUCCACCCCCACCCAUGUACCUCAGGAUUCCUUCGCUGGUUUGGGAGAAGUACAAGAUGCCUUUGCACAAGGUACAAGAAGAAACCUCCGCAACGACUUAUUAGUAGCAGCCGAUUCCAUCACCAACACAAUGUCCUCGCUGGUCAAGGAACUGCACUCAGCUGAGGAAGGCGCCGAUGAUGAGGAAGAAAAGAUACAGAAUGGGAAAGAUCGCGGCACAGUGACUUCUAAAAUCCCCAUGUACUUCUGAGAAACCAUUCCAACCGCCGCCAUCCGGCGGCGACGGAGCCGGUGAGGUAGACGGGCUCGGGCAGAAGGGCACAGACAUUGUACCUUUGUUAGUGCAUGCUGGGAUCUCGGUGUGACAUCCUGCCGUCGUGAUCCUGCCACGCCCAUGAAGAAGCUUGAGAGAGAAGGCGUGUGUCAAACAUGCACCAGACUGAGUGUGAGUGUGCGCUUGUGAACCACAGAGAGUGAGUGUGAGUGUGCGGCUGAUGAGGCUUUUGUAAUGUUGAACAAAUCUGCUGCUUUAUUUAAUUUAUUCAUCCCGUCCAUGAACGAGAGGCCCGGGACACUGUGAGGCCCAUUCCGGGUCGGGCCCGGUGGCACUGGAGAGAAUAUUAAUCGGCCGAUCCAUUUGUGCUUGAACCCCGGGUUCCCCACCGACGGCUCAUUGUCCAUGUGAUGUUCAGGUUCCCAUGUAGGCUGAGCACUUACAGAUUAGACCUAGAUUGGCCGACGCCCUCAAAUAAAAUUAUCCAAUAAAUGUAUGAGACCGUUCCA
Messenger RNA from Xenopus tropicalis (tropical clawed frog), 2560 nucleotides. It is a transcript of the gene dtnb, whose product is annotated as dystrobrevin beta. Lineage: Eukaryota; Metazoa; Chordata; Amphibia; Anura; Pipidae. The transcript is spliced from 20 exons. The record is from RefSeq and is a predicted model, not a curated record. Bases 117 to 2027 code for a protein of 636 amino acids. Gene Ontology annotation, molecular function: zinc ion binding. Gene Ontology annotation, cellular component: cytoplasm; synapse; plasma membrane.